Molecule: messenger RNA, 722 nt
Organism: Lampris incognitus (smalleye Pacific opah)
Lineage: Eukaryota; Metazoa; Chordata; Actinopteri; Lampriformes; Lampridae
Gene: gtf2a2
Product: general transcription factor IIA, 2
Exons: 4
Coding region: 116-445 (109 amino acids)
Biological process (GO): transcription initiation at RNA polymerase II promoter; RNA polymerase II preinitiation complex assembly
Cellular component (GO): transcription factor TFIIA complex
Molecular function (GO): TBP-class protein binding; RNA polymerase II general transcription initiation factor activity
Source: RefSeq, a predicted model, not a curated record
CGUACGGCUUCACGGCUGCCUGGUUAGGGAGGGAAUUGAUCAAUUACCACGUCUUGUGCUAACGCUCGAUUUUUCCUGUUGCUCGCCACUUUUGUUGAUAGAUUUUUUUCCCACAAUGGCGUACCAGCUCUACAGAAAUACAACGCUGGGAAACAGUCUUCAGGAGAGCCUAGACGAGCUUAUCCAGACCCAACAGAUAACUCCCCAGCUAGCACUUCAAGUCCUACUUCAGUUUGACAAAGCCAUCAACACAGCGCUUGCCAGCCGUGUUCGUAACAGGGUCAACUUUCGGGGGUCGCUAAACACCUACAGAUUCUGCGACAACGUGUGGACGUUUGUUUUGAACGACGUGGAGUUCAGAGAGGUCACCGACCUGGUGAGGGUGGACAAAGUCAAGAUUGUCGCUUGUGAUGGAAAGAACACUGGUUCCAAUGCUGCAGAGUAAAGAGCGGGGUUGUGCUUCACCACCCGCAAUGUCACUGGUAGAGGCCAAGUACGAAGCCUAUACCACAGACAGCACUGUAAAUAUAAUUUAUUACAGUAAUUUCUGUAAAGAGUAACACGUGUGUGUAUAUAUGUAAGACCUUAAUUGGCAGUAAUGAGAGCGAAUGGACCAGUCAUGGCCUUGUAAUUGCAUGACUUUUUUUUAUAUAUAUAAAUAUUCCUUAGGACCGAAUUUUGAGUUGGUAAUUGCUGUUUAUUGUUUACUUGGAUCAUCUUUA